Struthio camelus australis is the source of this 3746-nucleotide messenger RNA. Lineage: Eukaryota; Metazoa; Chordata; Aves; Struthioniformes; Struthionidae. The record is from RefSeq and is a predicted model, not a curated record.
UAAAAAGUCUUUUGAACUCAGGCAGAUAAUGGUAUUUUACAAUUUUAGUAUAGUAGCCCUCUCCUUAUAUAUGACUUAUGAGGUAAGUACAACAUUUAUUUGUAAUGCAUUUAUACAUUUUGUGACUCUAACUACUGCAUACCAUGUUCUGAGGAAUUUAUUAAUGAAAUUCCUCCUCUACAAUUCUCCAAAAAGCAUUUAGGUUGUUGUAAUUACUUUCCUCCAAGGAGUAUGCUAAACUAAUUGAGCUAAUACUUGGAAAAAGUAAGUCAGUCAUACCUAGAAAGGAAGAUUGUAAAAUAUUUUAUGUGCCAUUACAUGUCUCUUUAAAAAUUACAAAUCCUCAUAACUUAUUUAAUUUCCCUGGGCUGGGGCAGGCAAAGUAGAUUACAUGUUUUUCUUAGCCUGCUGUAAUUGUUUCUGUCCUGCUACAUGAUAGCUGACAGUUUCAACUGAUGCUUCAUGGACUGAUUCAACUUUAUAGACUAUGCUUAACUGCAGAAUAAACUUCAGUUAAAUCUGAAUUUUCAACUCUAGAGGUUUACAAUAUCUAAUUUUGAGAUCUUCAUCCUUAAAUCUUUAGCACUGACUUUUUAGAAGUAGUAAAUACUCUUUCUCUGAGAAGGAAUCUUGAGAUUUUGCUGUAGUGGGUAGUUCAAACAAAUGUUAAGACUUCAAAGUUGGAUGAGUUAAAUAUGGUUAUGCAGUGAAUGACCUAAAAUCCUUAAGCAUGAGUGGUACAUACCAUAUAAAAGCUAUCAUUUAGAACAAGCUUUUAAAACUUAAAGACAGCUAAUGGCUGCUUCAAUUAAAAAAAAAAAUGUAGCUAUUUAACAAUAGUAUUGUGUGAACGAUAGUCUUGUGCGUUUGCCUGGUAAAACACCACUGACUGUCUUUGUGUUAAAUGUGGUUAUAUGGCUGUAGCUAUUUCGGGUUUGGCAAAUUGGUAAUGAAAAGUUCCCAGAUGAUCCCGCCAAAUCGACAACCUUUCUGUUAACUCAGUUUGCAUAACUUCCAUCAUGAGUUACAGUGAACUGCUGACUGUUUUUUUUUUUCUAAACAAUACUUUAAAGUCCAUGCAGCAGCGGCUAUUUUGUGUAGUGACUGUUGUGUCAAAUGCCAUAAAUGUUGUGCGAAAUGCAUGCGUGUUUGUUUUUUUUUUUUUUUAAUUCUUUGUUUUGAAAAAUCUCCAAGCUGUCUUCUUUUUGUGAUUCGGUGAUGAGUUUGCUUUUGAUUUUAAACCCUUGGAAACUAAACCAAAAAUUAAACUUAAAUUUAAUACUAAUACAGUCUUUGAUUAAUCUGCUGUGAAGGCGCCUAUUUUAAAAUUUCAUGAAAGAAUACAUAGAGACAGUAUAACAGAUUGAAUCUCAGCCAUUGUCUGGCUCUCAGCAAAAAGCUAAUUCUUUCCCUCUUUGGAUCCAAGCCAUUUUGUGGGUGCUUUAGUACUGUGCUGUCUUGAUGAUAUUUCAAAUCUUGUUUUAUUUAAGCAACUAGUUCUUUAAAAAUAAAACAGCUAAUGCAGUUAUGGACUAAAACCUUCAUCUGUCAAGAAAACUGAACUUCCUAUCAUCCAUGAGUGGUGGAUUAUGAUGAUUAAUCCAUGACAGUUUCUUAUGUCAGGCUGGGCCACAGGGUAUUCAUUCCGGUGUGAUAUUGUUGACUACUCAAGGUCACCUACAGCUCUCAGAAUGGUACGAGUUUGUUGGCUUUACUAUUUUUCCAAGUUUAUUGAAUUAUUAGACACUAUAUUUUUUGUUCUGCGUAAGAAAAACAGCCAAGUUACAUUCCUGCAUGUCUUUCAUCAUUCCAUCAUGCCAUGGACCUGGUGGUUUGGAGUCAAAUUUGCUGCAGGUGGUUUAGGAACGUUUCAUGCUUUGUUGAACUGUAUUGUACAUGCCAUCAUGUACACUUACUAUGGACUCUGCUCUUUGGGACCAGCCUAUCAUAAAUAUUUGUGGUGGAAAAAAUACAUGACAACUAUACAGCUUGUCCAGUUUAUUAUGGUUACAGGCCAUAUAGGACAAAUCUACAUUAUGGAUGACUGUCAGUACCAGUAUCCAAUUUUCAUGUUUAUUAUUUGGCUGUAUGGCUCUAUGUUUUUGGUUUUGUUUCUCCACUUCUGGUACCAUGCUUACACAAAGGGGCAAAGACUACCAAAGAUGACAAGAAAUGGGAUCAGCAAAGAUCAGUGAAACAAAGUCUUGUCUAUAAAAAUGUGUAUAUCUCACAGUGGAAACUUGUACUACUUGACAAUCAAGAUACUUAGGUGCACACUACACUGUGUAUAUUUUGUAUGUUUUUUUUUCCAAAACAGAGCUUGUAUUUUUACCAUAAGUUAUUUGGGUUUCAGAAUUUGGGGGAAUUGGGGGAACAAUGUGGAUCUCUAAUUAAAAAAAUAUUUUUUAAAAGUUGCAUUUUUUUUAACAACUUGCUCAUCUCUAUCCUGUUAGAAAUGACUGGAGAGAUGAUUUCUAUUUAGAAGAUGCAUGCAAAUACAAAUAUUCAUUGGGAAAACUAAAAUGUGUAUGACAAGUACAUAGCACUUUGAACGCUGAGAAAAAAAUUAUUUCACUUUGUUAUAAGUUAUUGAAAACGUCAGCUGCAUUUGAUUAAAAGAAUUAAAUUUCAGUCAGUACAGUUUAUAGAGCUUAUAAUUAAUAAAGCUUAUAAUUAAUAUAGUUAAUACAUUUAAACAUUGUUAUAUGUGUUUACCAACUAUAUCACAUUAAAGAAUGGGCUAUAUAUAUGUGUCAAAGUAUGGUGUCUAAUUUGAAGAUUUUUUUUUUGGACAUAUCCUCUCUUACUAAAAUAUCUCAAGUCACUUCAUGCAGGAAACUUAUACUCAUUUAAGCAUUAUCCCAAGUGAAGGAAACAUCUACUAAUUUAAACAUUAUCUGAAUUAUCUUGUUGUAUAAUGAUCAAAAAAAACUACUGAUGUGUUCAACAAAGAAUAAAAAUAUUGUUAUAUUAUUCAACAUGUCUACAGAGAUAUUUUGAUUUUGGUAGGCUAGCCUGUUUAGGGGGAAAAAAAUCUUGUAAUUCAGUAGCCAGAAUCUUAGUCUUCCAUUAACUUUUUUUUCUUUAAUGGAGUUUGAAGCCAAAAUAUCAGCUAGUAUAGAUUGUACUGUGCCCUAUUGUUCUCCCAUUUCCCUUACCUAUUGAAAUAUAUGCCUAGAAAUUUUUAUUUUAUUGUUUGUUUGUUUUAACAACUUGAGGUUAAGGUUCCUCUAUUGAUAGCACUUUGCCUCUGCUGUCUGGUACUAGGUAAAAACAUGCAUGCCGUUCCUUGAACUAUUGAGAGGAACGGUGCAGCAGGCCGUGGUCAUAGGACAUGACUGCAGUCCGUAUAGAAUCAACCAACAUGUUAUUUUUCCAUGGCUAGGCAGAUUGUUGUGGUCACACCUGUACAGAAAUUAAAGGACCUAGCUAUCUGUAUGCAAGUUGAAUUUAUACUGUACGAGUUUAUUAAGGAAUUACUGUACACAAUAGACCUGUAAACGAGAUGUUUAAGAAGUUUUAAAUGAACAUGUUGUAUACUGUUUUCUAUUAUGAUCACUGCUAAUAGAAGAGAAGCCUGUAAUUUUUGCUUUGUACUUGAUUCAGUCUGUGGGAUUUUCAAAUACCUUAAACUUUUGGGGAUUCUUGAGUUGCCUCCCUGUUGUACAAUUCCAAAAAAGUAAGUUUUGUUACCUGGUUACUUUUAUGGGAAUAAUGACAUUUAUUGUGUUUGGUUAGUGCUAAAA